Messenger RNA from Ctenocephalides felis (cat flea), 2520 nucleotides. It is a transcript of the gene Nadsyn, whose product is annotated as probable glutamine-dependent NAD(+) synthetase. Gene Ontology annotation, molecular function: NAD+ synthase (glutamine-hydrolyzing) activity; ATP binding; glutaminase activity. Gene Ontology annotation, biological process: NAD+ biosynthetic process. Lineage: Eukaryota; Metazoa; Arthropoda; Insecta; Siphonaptera; Pulicidae. Gene Ontology annotation, cellular component: cytoplasm. The transcript is spliced from 14 exons. Bases 124 to 2388 code for a protein of 754 amino acids. The record is from RefSeq and is a predicted model, not a curated record.
UGUUUGGAUUGUCAAAUUAAUAUUUUAAUAGAAAUUGGAUGAGAAUGUAAAUUAGUGAAACAUCAAUGUGAAAAGCUGGAUUUUAUUCAUAUCUAAUAAAUUUAGAAUAAUUAAAUUACUAUCAUGGGUCACAAAAUAACAGUCGCUGUGUGCACUUUAAAUCAAUGGGCUUUGGAUUUCCAAGGAAACCUUGAAAGGAUUCUGCAGUCUAUUCAAGAAGCUAGGGAAUUGGGUGCUACAUAUAGAACGGGACCAGAAUUAGAAGUAUGUGGUUACAGUUGUGAAGACCAUUUCCAUGAAAGCGAUACAAUGCUUCAUAGCUGGGAAGUUUUAUUGGAAGUCAUGCUUUCACCAUUUGCUCAGGAUAUGUUAAUCGACUUAGGUAUGCCAGUACAACAUAAAAAUGUCACAUACAAUUGUCGGGUAGUUUUUUACAACAAAGAAAUUCUUUUAAUUCGACCUAAGAUGACUUUAUGUGAAGAUGGAAAUUACAGAGAAUCAAGGUGGUUUUCACCAUGGACAAAAAAACGUGAAACAGAAGAAUAUUUUUUACCAAGAAUGAUAUCAGAACGGACUAAAAGUAGUGUUGUACCUUUUGGAGAUGGUGUUAUUUCAACUAAGGAUACUUGUAUUGGCUUUGAAAUAUGUGAAGAACUUUGGAAUCCUGAAAGUAAUCACAUUCCUAUGUCUUUGGAUGGGGUUGAAAUAUUUUCUAAUGGCUCAGGCAGUUACAUGUCUCUAAGAAAGGCUUAUACGAUUGUUGAUCUUAUCAAAAGUGCCACAUUAAAAGCUGGAGGAGCAUAUUUAUUUAGUAAUCUUAGGGGCUGUGAUGGGCAAAGAGUUUAUUUUAGUGGUUGUUCAAAUAUUGCCGUGAAUGGUGCAAUUGUAAAUCGUGGUCAACAAUAUGCUCUGCAAGAAGUAGAGGUCACAACUGCGACAAUAGAUUUAGAAGAUAUUAGGUCAUAUCGAAAUGCAUUUAGAUCUCGCUCUCAUAGAGCAGCUAGUGCUCCUGCAUAUCCUAGAAUUAAAGUUGAUAUUUCUUUAACUUCUAAACGUGAUGUGCUAAUUGACAACCAUAAACCCAUUCAAUGGCAGUAUCACAGUCCAGAAGAAGAAAUUGCAUUAGGUCCUGCUUGUUGGCUGUGGGAUUAUUUAAGAAGAUCAGGUCAGGGUGGCUUUUUUCUACCUCUAAGUGGCGGAGUUGACUCAAGCAGCUCUGCUAUAAUAGUUUAUUCUAUGUGCAGAUUAGUUGUUGAUUCAAUCAGUAAAGGAGAUUCAAAAGUCUUACAAGAUGUGAGAAAAAUUUUAGGUGAGUCUGAUUAUGUACCAAAAACGCCACAAGAGAUGUGCAAUAGGAUAUUAGUCACCUGUUACAUGGGCAGUGAGAAUUCUAGUCAUGAGACUAAAUAUAGAGCAACAGUAUUGUCAUCACAAAUAGGAAGUUAUCAUUUUGCUAUCUCGAUCGAUGUUGCAGUCAGUGCGGUAUUAGGAAUUUUUACAUCUGUUACUGGUCUUGUACCUAAGUUUAAGACCAAAGGUGGUUGCCCGAGGCAAAAUUUAGCUCUACAGAAUAUUCAAGCUAGGUUGCGAAUGGUUUUAGCUUAUCUCUUUGCACAACUGAUGUUAUGGGUGCGAAAUAGGCCUGGUGGUUUAUUAGUUUUGGGUUCUGCAAAUGUAGAUGAAGCACUCAGAGGAUAUAUGACUAAAUAUGAUUGCUCUAGUGCUGAUGUUAAUCCAAUUGGUGGAAUUUCAAAGACUGAUCUCAAAUCGUUCCUGAUCUAUGCUAAAGACAAGUUCACAUUGCCAAUUCUUGGUGAAAUAUUGAGCGCUCCUCCAACUGCGGAGUUGGAACCAUUGGAUGAAUCUGGUCGAUUAGCACAAACUGAUGAGCAAGAUAUGGGAAUGACAUAUGCAGAAAUUAGUGUUUUUGGAAAACUUAGGAAGCAGUCCCAAUGUGGUCCUUAUAGCAUGUUUUGCAAACUAGUGUCAACUUGGAAGAAAGAUUAUACUCCUGCGGAAGUUGCUGAGAAAGUCAAACAUUUCUUUCGUUGUUAUGCUAUAAAUAGGCACAAGAUGACAGUUUUGACACCUUCAUAUCAUGCAGAAAGCUAUAGUCCUGAUGAUAAUAGAUUUGAUCAUAGACCAUUCUUAUACCGUGCAAAUUGGUGCUGGCAAUUCAAGGCAAUUGAUAAUGAGUUAGAUGAAAUAACGAAAAUGACAUCCAAAAAUUAUGAAAGUGAAAAAAUAGGCGAUAGUUAUAAACUCAUUACAUCUGGAAGUUCUUUGAAUACUUACAACUAUGAUCGACAAUUGUCAGGUAAAAAUUCAAUACUUAACAAAGUUGAAAAUACUUCUGUUAGACGUGUAAGAGCAGCUGUUCCAGUCUAAACAAUUUCCAAUUUUACACUUGUUACACUUUUAAAAAAAAUCAUUGCCUUGAUAUUAGAGAAUAGAAGUAAUAGGGAAUAGUUUUAAAAUAUUGACAAUGCUCUUUGUUAGUGAAUACCAGAAAUUAUUCGU